UGCUAGCCCGGCCAGCCGACUGGGCGGCUCCGCUCGGACCCGGGCCCUGGCGCGUCCGCGCGAUGGGAGCUGCUUUCCAGGGACUGAGCUUAUCAGCACCCUCGAUGGAACCUCGCUCUUGAAAGCAGGGAAGAGCCCUUGCCCAGACACUCUUUUUGCCCCAUCUUGGGGUCGCCUCCGUCUGUUGGGUCCUCAGUCUAGUUCGCUCAAGGAGCAGAACGGAUCAUGCUGGCGUCCGUGCUGGGGAGCUGCCCGCGGGGCGGGCUUCCACUCCGGCCCCUCUUGGGGUCCACACUCUCACUCCGAGCCCGGUCCACAUCAGCCACCGAUACACACCACGUAGAGAUGGCACGGGAACGCUCCAAGACCGUCACCUCCUUUUACAACCAAUCAGCCAUCGAUGUGGCAGCAGAAAAGCCCUCAGUCCGCCUCACUCCCACCAUGAUGCUCUAUUCUGGCCGAUCUCAGGAUGGCAGCCACCUUCUGAAAAGUGGCCGCUACCUGCAGCAAGAGCUGCCAGUGAGGAUUGCUCACCGGAUCAAGGGUUUCCGUAGCCUUCCUUUCAUCAUUGGCUGCAACCCCACUAUACUGCACGUGCAUGAGCUGUACAUCCGGGCCUUCCAGAAGCUGACGGACUUCCCUCCGAUCAAAGACCAGGCGGACGAAGCCCAGUAUUGUCAGUUGGUACGACAGCUGCUAGAUGACCACAAGGAUGUGGUGACCCUCUUAGCUGAGGGCCUGCGUGAGAGCCGGAAGCACAUAGAGGACGAAAAGCUGGUCAGAUACUUCUUGGACAAGACGCUGACUUCAAGGCUUGGGAUUCGUAUGCUGGCCACUCACCACUUGGCACUGCAUGAGGACAAGCCUGACUUUGUUGGCAUCAUCUGUACUCGUCUCUCACCAAAGAAGAUUAUUGAAAAGUGGGUGGACUUUGCCAGACGCUUGUGUGAGCACAAAUAUGGCAAUGCCCCCCGUGUGCGCAUCAAUGGACACGUCGCUGCCCGCUUCCCCUUCAUCCCUAUGCCUCUGGACUAUAUCUUGCCUGAGCUACUCAAGAAUGCCAUGAGAGCCACGAUGGAGAGUCACCUGGACACCCCAUACAAUGUCCCCGAUGUGGUCAUCACCAUCGCCAACAAUGAUAUUGAUCUGGUCAUCAGGAUUUCAGACCGAGGUGGCGGAAUUGCUCACAAAGACCUGGAUCGGGUCAUGGACUACCACUUCACCACAGCUGAGGCCAGCACCCAGGAUCCCCGGAUCAGCCCCCUCUUUGGCCACCUGGACAUGCACAGUGGCGGCCAGUCAGGACCCAUGCACGGCUUUGGCUUCGGGUUGCCCACAUCGAGGGCCUACGCAGAGUACCUUGGCGGGUCCCUGCAGCUUCAGUCCCUGCAGGGCAUCGGCACAGAUGUCUACCUGCGGCUUCGCCACAUCGAUGGCCGGGAGGAGAGCUUCCGAAUCUAACCCCAUGGCCUGUGGCCUGCCUGCCUGGGCUGGAUCCUUACUCCCUGCCAGGACCUUCGUGGUCAAGCAGGGGUUGCUCUGCCCCACAUAGUGUUGUAUCAGUCAAACAGACUGACUCACAUGGAGAAGGCAUCACUCACUCCUCCUCAGUGGGGCCCGCCGCUUCCUUUCCCUGGAGGUAGGGGAGGAAGAAGCGGAGACCCUGGAGGCCUCUAAUGCCAGCUCUGUCAUUCUCGCUCCUGGGGAAGCCCUACUCUGACCUGCUGUUUGUUAUUAAAGUUCUCAUUUUGAAUGCCCUUUUGGGCCCUGGUGUGGGGAAGGCAGGUGAACUUUUGUUUCUGCCUCUGUAGGUUUGCUGGGUCCUGUCUUAAGUCUCUAACUGCCCUUAGAGCCCAGCAUUGGCCCAGUGUUGAUUCCCUGUUUGGUUUGGCAGUAGGAUUGACUUUGGCAUUUUCGCUCAUCAUUUUCACAAACGUUUCUGGGUCCCAGACAUUCCUGGAGAAGCAAGGAAAGCUAGCUUCUGGUCAUAGUUCUGGUUCUUCCUGGAAGUGACAGAUUUUAGAGGUGAAGGUCACCAGACUGGCAACCUCCUGGGCCACCUGAUUCCUGAGGCUGCGUAAGAUUAAAAAUAACACCUGCUAGCUGUUUCUGCUGCUGCCAACAGAAGAAACACAAGGUUGUAUACUGGCCUACCCCAGCAGACUCAAGUGUCCCACUACAGGGGAAAGGACGGGGUGGGGGGGGCAUGCUGGAGGAGUUGAGCAAAAGGAAGUACAUAGAUGGUAGAUGGACUUAGGGUUAGAGGUUGAGCUUCUUGUGAGAAGUAUAACUCGCUGGGCACUGGUG
Dipodomys ordii (Ord's kangaroo rat) is the source of this 2307-nucleotide messenger RNA. It is a transcript of the gene Bckdk, whose product is annotated as branched chain ketoacid dehydrogenase kinase. Bases 226 to 1461 code for a protein of 411 amino acids. Gene Ontology annotation, cellular component: mitochondrion. The record is from RefSeq and is a predicted model, not a curated record. Gene Ontology annotation, molecular function: pyruvate dehydrogenase (acetyl-transferring) kinase activity. The transcript is spliced from 12 exons. Gene Ontology annotation, biological process: protein phosphorylation; regulation of glucose metabolic process. NCBI's taxonomy places the organism in Eukaryota, Metazoa, Chordata, Mammalia, Rodentia, Heteromyidae.